Molecule: messenger RNA, 780 nt
Organism: Zingiber officinale
Lineage: Eukaryota; Viridiplantae; Streptophyta; Magnoliopsida; Zingiberales; Zingiberaceae
Product: protein disulfide isomerase-like 5-1
Exons: 4
Coding region: 11-556 (181 amino acids)
Biological process (GO): protein folding
Cellular component (GO): endoplasmic reticulum
Molecular function (GO): protein disulfide isomerase activity
Source: RefSeq, a predicted model, not a curated record
UGCGCGCUCAAUGCUGGAACCAAAGUAUGUGACUCCUGACUCGGUUCAAUCACAAUUAAGACCUAGGAGAAAACGAGGGACUUACCAUCGUCACAGCGAAGAGCCUCCCAUGGAUCGGAUGCAUCACCGCCGGAAUUCGCCUUACUUCUUUCUCGUCCUUCUCUUAUUCUUAAGCAGCCCUUGCUUACGAACGUGCGCUGAGGUGAUAAGCCUCACUGAAGAAACCUUCGCGGACAAGGUGAAGGAAAAGGACACUAUUUGGUUUGUGCAAUUUUGUGUGCCAUGGUGUAAAUACUGUAAGAAUUUAGGAACACUGUGGGAGGACUUGGGCAAGGCAAUGGAAGGUGAAGAUGAGAUAGAGAUAGGGCAAGUUGAUUGCAGUUUGAACAAACCUGUAUGCACCAAAGUUGACAUCCACUCAUACCCUACAUUCAAGAUAUUUUAUGACGGUGAAGAGAUUGCAAAAUACAAAGGUCCUAGAGAAGUGGAAUCUCUGAGACAAUUUGUGCUUGAUGAGGCUGAAAAGGCUGCAAGAGUAAAGCUAGAAGCCGAGUGAGAGUUUUGGUGAUUGGCAAUGAAAGUGAUAGGAGCAGCUCUUUGCUUGUGGAUUUGUGACCUCAAACAACUAUUUGUUCCAUAUAAGAGAGCUUUAUUUACUAAAUGUUUUGAUUCUCCAUGUUUGUUUGUGAACAAUUGCAAUUAUGUUAACUUUAAUGUAAUCAUGAUGAUUUUGUGUUCGUUAUGGGCUAGAUUUUAGCAAUGGUAUUGAUUUCACAAUUA